Messenger RNA from Galeopterus variegatus (Sunda flying lemur), 1139 nucleotides. It is a transcript of the gene RPIA, whose product is annotated as ribose 5-phosphate isomerase A. The transcript has 9 exons. Lineage: Eukaryota; Metazoa; Chordata; Mammalia; Dermoptera; Cynocephalidae. The record is from RefSeq and is a predicted model, not a curated record. Gene Ontology annotation, biological process: pentose-phosphate shunt, non-oxidative branch; D-ribose metabolic process. Bases 17 to 952 code for a protein of 311 amino acids. Gene Ontology annotation, cellular component: intracellular membrane-bounded organelle. Gene Ontology annotation, molecular function: ribose-5-phosphate isomerase activity.
GGAGCGAGGUGUAGGGAUGCAGCGCCCCGGGCCCUUCAGCACCCUCUACGGGCGGGUCCUGGCCCCGCUACCCGGGCGGGCCGGGGGCGCGGCCUCCGGCGGAGGCGGGAACAGCUGGGGCUCCCUGGGUUCCCAUGUGCAGCCGCCGGGGCGUGCACAGUCCGGCACUCGCGGCGGCGCUGGCACCACAAGCACCAGCGGCGGGGACGCCAGUAGCGUCUACCCGGCCCCCUCCACGAUGAUGAAGGCCGAGGAGGCCAAGAAGUUGGCGGGCCGCACGGCUGUGGAGAACCACGUGAGGAAUAACCAAGUGCUGGGAAUUGGGAGUGGUUCUACAAUUGUCCAUGCUGUGCAGCGAAUAGCUGAAAGAGUGAAACAAGAGAAUCUGAACCUUGUCUGUAUUCCUACUUCCUUCCAGGCCCGUCAGCUCAUCCUGCAAUAUGGCUUAACCCUCAGUGACCUGGAUCGACACCCAGAGAUUGACCUUGCCAUCGAUGGUGCUGAUGAAGUAGAUGCUGAUCUCAAUCUCAUCAAGGGUGGUGGAGGCUGUCUGACCCAGGAGAAGAUCGUGGCUGGCUAUGCUAGUCACUUCAUUGUGAUCGCUGAUUUCAGGAAAGAUUCAAAGAACCUUGGGGAUCAGUGGCACAAGGGUAUUCCCAUUGAGGUCAUUCCAAUGGCCUACGUCCCAGUGAGCCGAGCUGUGACCCAGAAGUUUGGGGGCGUGGUUGAACUUCGAAUGGCCAUCAACAAAGCAGGUCCUGUGGUGACGGAUAAUGGGAAUUUUAUCCUGGACUGGAAGUUUGACCGGGUACAUAAGUGGAGUGAAGUGAAUACAGCUAUCAAGAUGACCCCAGGCGUGGUGGAUACAGGUCUGUUCAUCAACAUGGCUGAAAGAGUUUACUUUGGGAUGCAGGAUGGCUCAGUGAACAUGAGGGAGAAGCCUUUUUCUUGACCCAGCAAGGUGAAGAGUGUGUUCACCUUGAGUAUCCAGCCCACAGCCAAGGUGGAUGUGCCUCGCCAGGAGCCUUUGCCUUAAUGUAUCUGUGCCAGGGUGGACAGCUGGCAGGGUGGGGGUGGGGGGGAGUGGUUAAAUCUGAAGUAUUGUUAUUAUAAAUGUCUUUUUAAAAAGAGAAAUAUAA